Messenger RNA from Phymastichus coffea, 1469 nucleotides. RefSeq names its product tRNA:m(4)X modification enzyme TRM13 homolog. Lineage: Eukaryota; Metazoa; Arthropoda; Insecta; Hymenoptera; Eulophidae. The transcript is spliced from 6 exons. The record is from RefSeq and is a predicted model, not a curated record. Bases 229 to 1419 code for a protein of 396 amino acids. Gene Ontology annotation, biological process: tRNA methylation.
GUUAUUGCUGAUCGUACUUGAUCCUUUGCAGCUGUGACUCUUUACGCUCCAAUUAUUUUUAAUAAGUAAUUGUUAACAGUCGUCAAUUUUUGAUUAUAAUUCGUUUAUAUCACUUUAGUUGCAACAAUUUAAAUUUUCUUGUGUUUGACGAAUAGUCCUUGGACGACCUAACCUAUAUCUGAACAUUUUGGAAAACGUCUUUAAUUUUUUUAUUCAGUUUUCACAACAAUGACUGAUCCAAAGCACUGUCAGUUUUUCUUGAACCGAAAAAAUCGCUUUUGCCGAAUGACAGUGAAAAAGGACACGAGAUUUUGUGGAGAACAUUUAUCUUCACUUGAAUUUAAUCAAAGAAGGAUACCAUGUCCACUUGAUUCAUCUCAUACUUGUUUUCAAUCUAAACUACAAAAACACUUAAAAGUUUGCAAUGCUAAGAAUAAGCAAGAUAUGCAGCCACUAUAUGUUGUCAAAGGUAUAAAUUUAGGUGAGCCAGAGGAAUUUCCCGAUGAUAUACCUUUCUUUCUUUCUUCAGUUAAUAAAAGUAUCAUUUAUAGUGUACUUAAUAAAAUAAAAAAUGCAUAUGUCAAGUUACCAGAGAUACCAGAGAAAAUACUGAACCAUGAGGUAUUAGAACAAGAAUUGAAAAAUCCAAUUAAUGGUCGAGAAGCCAAAAGGCAUUUGAAACAAACAGCAUCUCUGUUAGGACAUUUAAAACAAGCUAACCUAAUUCACGAAAAUACGUGUUUUAUUGAAUUUGGAGCUGGUCGUGGUAAAUUGUCAUACUGGCUAGCACAAGCAAUGAAAAAUCAAACUAAUUCUUCAAUUUUGUUGGUUGACCGCUCUAAUCACAGACAUAAAUUGGAUAAUAAAUUGAAAGACCAGAAUUCUAAGAUUAAAGUUGUCAGAGUUAGAGCAGACAUUGCCGAUUUGAAAUUAAGUGAUAUUCCUGAGGUUAAGGAAAAGCAAUGUUGGGUGGGAGUAGCCAAGCACGUCUGUGGUGCAGCUACAGACUUGGCUCUGAGAUGCAUAACAAAUGCAAUCCCUGACACAGUAGGCACAAAAACUGGCAUAGUUAUUGCAUUUUGCUGCCAUCAUCAAUGUAUAUAUUCAGAUUAUGUUGGUCAUAAUUACCUGGAAAAUGAAGGUUUUACAAAGGAUGAUUUUCCAAUUCUUUGUAAAAUUGCUAGUUGGGCAACAUGUAGCAAUAAAUUGUAUACAGACAAUGAAGACUCUGAAAGGGAAGCCACAGGACGUAAAGCAAAAACUUUACUCAAUUGGGGUCGGCUAGAGUACUUGAAAGACUUAGGGUUCACUGGCAGUCUCUUACAUUACACAAGUAUUAAUAGUACAUUAGAAAACAUGUGCUUAGUAGCAACUUAUGAAAAAAGGCAAUGUACUAAAAGUAACAAAUUAGCAAAUUAAAAAAAAAAAUAAUUUAUAAUUAAUUUAUUGAAAAUUGUUAAUUUUUGUAC